UUGGUGAUGUUGCAUAGAAAAUUUUGAGACAGUGGGUUGAGGGAAGAUAAUAAUGGAGAACAUCACAGCAAGUGAAUUAGCAGGAUUAGGAGUUGGGACUCUACUAUUCUGUGCCACUAUUGCUGCUCCUAAAAUAGAUGCCCUCAUUUCUGCUUCUCAAAGGAGUAUUCUAGGCAUGUGCAGGAAUUGUGGUGACCUUAAGAUGAUAGCAUGCUCAAGAUGUAAAGGUGCUGGAAUGAUCAAAGAGGGGUCAUUUAUGAGUUUUAACCCUAUUGAAGGGACGUUGCAGUCAUUAGGCGCUCGUCAAGCAAAGGUAGGAUUUGUUUCGUGUGCCAAGUGCCAAGCUAAGGGACAUAUGUCCUGUCCUAAUUGUUCUACGUAAGUUAUUCUUGUUCUUGCAUAUGGAUAAGAAUCAUAUACCGCUCUUUUCUGCAACGAAUGAAAACUUGUCGAUGGCAGUGGUACAGUACAGUGAUCAUGUGUUGUAUUUUGUAUUUAACUGUGUUAUAGAAGGUAUAAAAACGAAUUUGGCUUUUUGGAAAUUCAAUGUUUUUCUGGGAUUUGUUAUUCGGUACA
Messenger RNA from Papaver somniferum (opium poppy), 576 nucleotides. RefSeq lists its product as uncharacterized. NCBI's taxonomy places the organism in Eukaryota, Viridiplantae, Streptophyta, Magnoliopsida, Ranunculales, Papaveraceae. The record is from RefSeq and is a predicted model, not a curated record. The transcript is spliced from 2 exons. Bases 53 to 382 code for a protein of 109 amino acids.